AUGUCUGAUGGUAAAACCCUAAGGGACAUAACACCCCAAUCAUCUCCUCUCGAGCCGCCCCACCCUUCAAACCAGAGUGAUGGUUUUUAUGAUAUUGGAAUUGGUGCAACAGGUAUUGGUGCUGGGCUGGAGUCAAUGACUGUUAAUCUUAUGCCUUGGGAAGAAUCAGUUAAUCCAAGGGCACAAGAUUGUGUAUUUCCUAUGAGUAUCACCUCAGAAAAUGUCGUUCAUUGUUUUGGAGUAACAAGGAUGAAAAGACAAGAGGCAGUGCAAAUGGCGAUUGAUAAGCUCUUGGAGAAGCAGAAGCAACAGCUGGAUAGUCGACACCCACCGCCUGCAUUUGGACUGUUGUCGAACUAUGAACUUUCUCUUGAAGGAACUAGCUCUGGUACCAUGUCAAACGGCGGCAAAAAGAGUGCAGUCCCACACAGCUCUACCCUACUUUGUCGCCGCUCCGCCGAUGUUCCCCAACCCAGAUUUUUCAAGAAAUCACUGUCGUUCCAGCUCCACUUCCGCAUUCAGACCGACGAGUUCCUCCUUGAUGAAGACGUUGCGUGCUAUGCCCCUGUCACCCUGUACGGCGUCUCUGGCCAUAGAAGACCAUUCUCACGGUUCGAGGAGCAUCAGCCCUUGCGAACGAUAUGCUUCAGAGCUUCCCAAGUGGAACUGAUGGGUCUAUCACAGGCCAAGCUCCUGGAGAAGACAGUGAAAAAUGAGAAAAUCGAAGGCGAAACCACACUGGAUGAGCUAAGAGGGAAAUUAAACAACAUCACUAAUGAAGAAACCAAGAUAUGGAAUUUGAGGUCUUGGAAGCUAAUUGAGGCUUCACCGAGUGAAAACUACUGGACCGUCAAUCUUCUCGCUGUUACCCCGACUUGUUUGGAUGAAGAGAGUGAUGGUUUUUAUGAUACUGGAAUUGGUGAAACAGGAUUGUCGGUUAAUCCAAGGGCACAAGAUUGUGUCUUUCCUAUGAGUAUUACCUCAGAAAAAUGCCGCUCAUUAUUUUGGAGUAACAAGGAUGAAAGGACAAGAGGCAGUGAGGUUCCAUCCCAAAAACCAAUUGGUGAUGGUAGGACACGGGCGAAGUAUCACUUCCAACCCCAACCCAACUCAAGCUCUACCCUACUCUGUCGCCGCCCUGCAGACCGACGGAGUUUUCUCCAACCCAGAUUUGUGAAGCUGGCGGGGAAGGACGAAGAGGAAGGUGAUUUAAUGGAAACUCAAGCAGCGGAAGCCGAAGUAGUUCGAGAAAUCGCUGUCGUGCCAGCUCCGCUUCCGCAUUCAGACCGACGACCGCAGCGGCCAUCGUCGGAGGGUGACCAAGCAGCGCGUGUUUUGUGUGAAGAAAAGAGAGAUAGGGCCGUGUGUGAAGAAGAGAAAGAGAUGGGGAGUGCGGCGGCUGAUAACUCAUCGGAUUCAUCUUCGUAUAGGUAUUGGGUCCGAGAGGCGACCCGGGACGCCGCGCCUCUGCCCGUUCCAAAGAAGAUUGACCCGGUGGAGGUUCACAAUCAAUCUACCCAAACACACCUUGGAUCCGCAUGGAAUCAGGCUGGAACAUGGGAGGAGAAAAAUCUGAAUAAAUGGGCAAGUGAUAGAAUCAAGGUUUGGGCCUCCAGACAUUAUAAGCCCUUUCAUUUCUGGGUAUUGGUGUAUAGGGUGGCCUUAACUGAGUUGCUAGUGUCUAUGGGCUUCCUUGAGUUCUCUGGUGGCAGGGCAAAAGUAGAAGAAGUCACUAGAUGCGUCGGUGAUGCGUUCUUGAUCACGGUGCGAAACAAAAAACGCGUAGGCUACACUUAUGAGUUAACUCUAAAGGUGAAAGGGGAAUGGCUAAUUGGAGAGGAGAAGAAGAAAGUGAAAGGCCACAUAGAUGUACCAGAGUUCACAUUUGGUGAGCUGGAUGACUUACAGAUUGAAGUAAAACUCAAUGAGGAUAAGGAUAUCCCAGCAAACGAGAGGCAGCGGAUUAGCCAUGACUUGAAAUUAUUUUUGAAGCCUCUUAAGGAAAUAUUACUCCAGUUUGAGGAGGAACUCAAAGCACGGUAGUGACCAGUAGUGCGUGUUCCAUUUUGUCAAAUUGAUUGGAAUUCAUCGUCUUAGAGUCAUGAAUUGCGGACCAAAUUAAUUCUGAUUAUAUGUUGUAGUAUUGAACUAUAACACUCAAUGGACUUUUUGUGUUGUAGUAUUGAAGUAGAACACUCAAUGGACUAUUUGUUCACCGUACACUUUCAGCCUUAAGGGUCUGUCAGAUUUCUUGUGAUGGACAAUGGAAUUUGAGAUUAAGUUUUAACUGCUUUGUUCUUGCAAAUGCCUAAUGAAUGAGGAGCAAGAAAAAGUGGUGAAAACUAAUUCUUGCUCCUCAUUCAUUAGGGACAAUGGAAUUUGAGAUUACGUUUUAACUGCUUUGUUCUGGCAAGUGCAAAUGGCCAACACAUGAGACGAAAAUCUAUAUAAAUGUCACAAAUGCUGAUGUUCGCGAGGAUCAGGUGGGUUCGAUUAUAUAUUUUGAAAAAGACAAAAAAAAAUGAAUGUGAAG
Messenger RNA from Striga asiatica, 2533 nucleotides. The record is from the annotation of a GenBank genome assembly. NCBI's taxonomy places the organism in Eukaryota, Viridiplantae, Streptophyta, Magnoliopsida, Lamiales, Orobanchaceae.